AUGGGGCUCAUUAUGUUGAAAAUUGGCUUCCCCUUCCUCCUCCUCGUUUCACUCCAUGUCGACCGUGCGAUGAGCUGCACCCAUGACCACAUCAACCACCGCUGCUCCACAACUGGUAAUUACACAGCUGGGAGCGUGUAUGAACUGAACAUGGAGGCCGUCUUCUCAACCUUGACAAAAGAUGCUCCUCCCUUUGGUUUUUCCAACGUCACAGUGGGCCAAGGAUCGGAGACAGUCUAUGGCCUGGUUCAAUGUAGAGGCGAUGUUGAUCAGCAGGACUGCAAGGCGUGCAUCUUCAAUUCCACCAUACAAAUCGUCGAAUACUGCCCCAACACAAUGGAUGCCAUCAUAUGGUAUCAAAAGUGCCAGCUUCGCUACUCCAACACCGAUUUCUUUGGUAAGCUAAACGUGGAUGAUUCUGGCGGUUGGCAUUGGACAAGCGGUAAAGUGACGGACAGUAAAGGGUUCAACGAGAAGUUGGGCCAUCUGCUGAAGGAUCUAACUUCUCUAGCAACAACAGAGCCAGCUUCAAAGUUAAUGUUUGCUACCGGCAACAUCCCAUACACCGAUCUGCAGACGAUAUACGGGCUCGCGCAGUGCACCAGAGAUACCAGCCUUGCUGAUUGUAAGCAGUGUUUGGAUACCACCAGGUCCCAGAUCCCAACGACCUGCGACACUGCACACGGCUGUGAAAUUGCCACGGGAAGUUGCCGGGUGGUCUACGAUACACAGCUCUUUUAUCAUACCACAACAGAUCCAAGCCUACUUCCUCAGUCCAAUUCAGCAUCAGGACUACCUCCUCAGUACAAUUCAGGAUCACCUCAAGGUGCGGGAAGAAACUUUAUGUUUGUCAUAAUCGUCAUCUUGAUUGUGGUUCUUGCUACUUGCGUCCUUUGUGGCUUUUACUGGUGGAGGAGACAGUUUUGUUGCUUUGAAAGAAAGAAGUUGAAUCCAAGCGGAUUGCAGAGGAACGAAGAAGAGGAGGAGACCAUACAACAACAAGUGGAGAUAAUUUCAGCUUCUAGGGGAACGGAUGCGAUGGAUGGACUAAGAUUUGAUCUGGCCACUAUCAGAUUUGCCACCAACGAUUUUGCGCCGGCAAAUAAGCUUGGAAAAGGAGGAUUCGGUGCAGUUUACAGGGGCCAACUACUAGAUGGUCAAGAAAUUGCUGUAAAGAGAUUGUCAUGCAAUAUAGGAAACGGCCCGAAGCAAUUCCACAAUGAGGUGCAGACACUUGCUAAACUUCAACAUAGAAAUCUUGUCCGGCUUUUAGGAGGCUAUAUGGAAGGUGAAGAAAAGAUGCUCAUCUAUGAGUAUGUGCGCAAUGCUAGCCUGAACAAUUUUCUCUUCGAGCCAACAAAGCGUCUGCAACUGGACUGGGCAAUUCGUUCCAACCUCAUCAAUGGAACAGCCAGAGGACUUUUAUAUCUUCAUGAAGAAUCGCGGCUGAGAAUUGUUCACAGGGAUCUGAAAGCAAGCAACGUUUUAUUAGAUGAAGACAUGAUUCCCAAAAUCUCAGACUUUGGCACUGCAAGGAUCUUUAACACAGAUCAAACACAAGCAGAAACAAAUGAGAUUAUGGGGACCCGUGGGCAUAUGGCACCGGAAUAUCUGCUUGAAGGGAAAGUAUCAGUAAAAAUAGACGUUUUCAGCUUUGGUGUUUUGCUGCUGGAGAUUAUAAGUGGAAAACAGAAUUUCUAUUUCUGUGAACAACAGACGAAUGAGAAUCUACUAAAUUAUGCAUGGAGAGUUUGGAGGGAGAACAGGGCUAUGCAAAAUGUGGAUGAAAUAUUGGAGGGAGCUUUUGACAAAAAUGAGAUAUUAAGAUGCAUCCAUAUUGGCCUGCUCUGUGUCCAAGAAGAUGCAUCAAGUAGGCCAAAAAUGUCCGCGGUUGUUGCAAUGCUUGAAAACGGCUCCUUGAUUCUCCCAGCCAUUUCGCCUCCUGCCCCUUCUAUCUGGAAAACCAGAAACAUUUCAUUGGCACCACAGACAAUCUCAACUACAUCAGGAACUGGUCCAGAGUUCGGUUCAUCUAGUUAUUGA
Nymphaea colorata (pocket water lily) is the source of this 2043-nucleotide messenger RNA. Its product is annotated as cysteine-rich receptor-like protein kinase 25. The record is from RefSeq and is a predicted model, not a curated record. Bases 1 to 2043 code for a protein of 680 amino acids. The transcript is spliced from 7 exons. Gene Ontology annotation, biological process: protein phosphorylation. Gene Ontology annotation, molecular function: ATP binding; protein kinase activity. Lineage: Eukaryota; Viridiplantae; Streptophyta; Magnoliopsida; Nymphaeales; Nymphaeaceae.